Molecule: messenger RNA, 1175 nt
Organism: Cariama cristata (Red-legged seriema)
Lineage: Eukaryota; Metazoa; Chordata; Aves; Cariamiformes; Cariamidae
Product: KN motif and ankyrin repeat domain-containing protein 1-like
Biological process (GO): negative regulation of actin filament polymerization
Cellular component (GO): cytoplasm; cytoskeleton
Molecular function (GO): protein binding
Source: RefSeq, a predicted model, not a curated record
GAGCCCUGAAGUCCAUCAUGAAGAAGCGGGAUGGUCCCCCCCGGAGCGAGCCCGAGGGCAGCAAGAAGAGCCUGCAGUUUGUGGGCGUGCUGAACGGGGAGUACGAGAGUACAUCCAGUGAGGAGGAAGAGGAGGAGGAGGAAGGAGACAGCUCCUCCGAGAAGGUUUCAGCCGACAGUUCCGACAGCGAGGAACAGGGGGACACUGAAACCUCGGAUGAGGAGGCUAGGGAAGGCGAGUGCGAGCCAGGACAGGCGUGCGAGGGGGUCGGUGUGACCCUGCCAGAACCCCCUGAGGUGAAGGAGAAUUCCGACAGCGAGGAACAGGGGGACACUGAAACCUCGGAUGAGGAGGCUAGGGAAGGCGAGUGCGAGCCAGGACAGGCGUGCGAGGGGGUCGGUGUGACCCUGCCAGAACCCCCUGAGGUGAAGGAGAAGUUCGAACUGAGCCCCAGGAUGCGGGAGGCUUGCCUCAUUGUCAAGACUCACCUGGGCCAUCCCGGUGCCACCAAGAGCAAAGAGGUGCUCAGCAGCAGCAGCCUGGUCCUGCAGGAGUGGUUCCGUCUGUCCAGCCAGAAAUCAUCUGUCCCUGACACGGUUGCCAACCACCUCCUGGCCUUUGCCGAGGUCUCACCGGCUCUCCUGGCCCAUGUGGUGAACCUGGCAGACGGGAAUGGCAACACAGCCCUGCACUACAGCGUCUCCCACUCCAACUUCCACAUUGUGCGGCUACUGCUGGACACGGGGGUCUGUAAUGUGGACCACCAGAACAAAGCAGGCUACAGGGCAGGGCUGGCAGCCGUCGAGCAGGAAGAUGACAUGAACGUGGUCCGGAGGCUCUUCAGCUUGGGCAAUGUCAAUGCCAAGGCCAGCCAGGCUGGCCAGACGGCGCUGAUGCUGGCCGUCAGCCACGGCCGGCAAGAGAUGGUGGAAGCCCUGCUCGCCUGCGGAGCCGACGUGAACCUGCAGGACGAGGAGGGCUCGACCGCGCUGAUGUGCGCCUGCGAGCACGGCCGCGUGGAGACAGUGAAGCUGCUACUGGCUCAGCCCACCUGCAACAUCUCCAUCGCGGACAGUGAUGGUAACAACGCCGUUGCCAUUGCACUGGAGGCCGGCCACAGCAACAUCGCCAUGCUCCUCUAUGCCCACCUCAAUGGCACGAAGGCACAGAUGUCC